AUGGAUUCUCGACGAUUGGCCGUCAGCCGAUCUGGCUCGAGACCAGUUCCACCACCUCAGGGUCGGCCUCCCGCAAGAGAUGAGGAUUGGAGAACAUGGCCGUCUGUGAGGGUCUUCGUUCCCAAUUUGCCUCCUGGCACCACCACCUACGAUAUCCACAAGAACCUUCAUCGCUUUGGUAAAGUCGACUUCAUCCGCAUCGAGGAAACACCACAAGGAGUAUUUGCCAGGACGGCUCUGGUCACUUUCAAGCCACCGCCUCCUCGAAGAGCCCCGUGGGAUUCAACUUACUACAGAAAUGGCAUUGAGUUCCAGCUUCGAGAGCCCCAGGGUGAUGGCAACCACCGGGUCAGAGUCCUGCUUGCCAACAACCAACUUUCCAUGCGUUCUGUCGAAAGCCCUGUGCGCAGAGGUAUCAAGUACAGCCCGGAGAUGACCUUGAAUGGGAAGGCCAUUGACUUUGGCUACUUGGAACGUCCCAACUUGAUGGUGAUCAAAGCUACCAAGCGCGAUCCUGCUGCUGUCAAGCUGUUCCUAAACCUUGACCGACUGGAAAUUGAGGUCCAUUUCUCGGUUGUCAUGAAGUCCAAGGGCAAGUCCACGGCACGGGACUACCGCUUCUUUGUUGCUCUCGAUGAUCAGUUCUCCAUGUGCGAGAUACCCCAAGGUCCCACCACAUUCCUGGUUUUCCAUCUCAAGAACCCACCGUGGUACUCCCGACAGCUGAAGGAGGCCAUGCAGAUGAGCCACGAUCCCAAGUCUCACAGAUGGACUGCGGACGAUACAUGGUCUCGACAGACAGAUAUCGUGGACGACAAGGAGAGUUACAAUUUGAUCGACAACAGUCCUGUGUCCAUUCAGAAGCUCCAUAACAGCAUUAACAUUGCGCGUUGGACUACCUUCCGUCUCACCAUCGACUCCAGCAGCUCAAACUCCCCGACCUCUCCGGUCCGACAGUUCGUCAAAGCUCUUGAAGACUUCAAUGUCCCCGUAACCCAGAAUCCUACAUUUCAGGUGGUCACAGGUCCGCCCGGAGAUGCCCCUCUCUGGAAUCUGCUCGAUGGAUUGACCCACCGAUCAACCUCCCUAACCGAGCAGCUGUCUGCUAUCUAUCUUCCCUUUGAGUUGCGCUACCAGCUAGAAGUCUGCAUUUCCCAGGGUUGGCUCAACGAAUACACUAUCAACCAGGCAUUUCUACAGCAGCUCUCGAAUAUGCCAUUGCAGCGGGCUAAGCAGAUGCUUAUCCACGUCGACUCUCACCAGCAGCGAGUUUACGACCCAAUGCACAUCUUCAAGGACCUCCGAUACACUAAACCCGUCCGAGCCCGUGCACUGCCUGCCAACUGUAGGGAAAUCCAUCAUGCCACAGUCACGGCGACGGGGGUACUUUACCAUACUCCUUCUGUGGAGAUUACCAACCGCAUCAUCCGGAAGUACCAGCGCUACAGCGAUCGGUUCCUGCGAGUCCGAUUCGAGGACGACUCAUACCGUGGACGGACGAGAUUGUAUCCAGCCACCAACGGCAGAAUGAGACUUAUCUUCGACAGAGUCCGACGUACCUUGAAGCAAGGUAUCGUCAUCGGCGACCGACAUUAUGAGUUCCUGGCAUGGGGUAACUCGCAACUCCGAGAGCAUGGCGCCUAUUUCUUUGCAACUACCCGCAACCCUCAUAUCAGCCCCAACACGAUUCGAAAAGCCAUGGGUGUCUUCGACCGCGAACAGGUUGUGGCAAAGCGAGCGGCCCGAAUGGGUCAGUGUUUCUCAACGACCAAAGCAGUCUCGGUUGUCAGCAAGCGGAACUUCAAUAAGGAUCCUGAUAAAGAUAUCACAAAUGAAAAGUACAAUUUCACGGAUGGUGUGGGCAAGAUCUCAACCGUCUGUGCCCAGCUCGUCUCUUCAAGUCUCAACCUCAAGGGUCCGGUGCCAUCGGCAUUUCAAUUUCGGCUUGGUGGUUGCAAAGGGGUACUCGUGGUCGACACGACACUGCCUGGCGUCGAUAUCAAGAUCCGACCGAGUCAAUACAAAUUCCAAUGUGACUCCGACGAAUUGGAGAUCAUUCGUGUCUCGGAAUUCUGGCAGCCGUUCCUCAACCGCCAGCUGAUUCUGGUCCUGUCAGAUCUUGGUGUGCCAGACGAGGCCUUCUUACAGAAGCAGGAGGAUUGUAUCAAGGCACUGGAUCGUGCAAUGGUCGACGACACAGCUGCACUACGUGCCUUACGUGACAAUGUGGAUCCCAAUCUUGCGACCGUCGCCAUCGCUUCAAUGAUUGAAGAUGGCUUUCGACAAACUAACGAGGUAUUCGUCACAUCCCUUCUGCGGCUGUACCGGGCCUGGACGCUCAAAUAUCUCAAAGAGAAAGCAAAGAUCCCUGUACCUCAAGGAGCAUUCGUGUUGGGCGUCGUGGAUGAGACUAGCAAGUUGAAGGGGUACACAAGCAAAAUCCCACCAUCCAAGAACCUUAGUCAACAGGUGAGAGAAGAUCGAUUACCGGAAAUAUUUCUCCAAUACACCAACCAGCAGACUGGGCAACGAGAGAUUUUGGAAGGCGUUUGCAUCGUUGCUCGUAACCCAUCCUUGCACCGAGGAGAUAUCCGCGUGGUCAAAGCUGUCAACCUAGUCGAGUUGCACCAUCUUUGCGACGUCGUUGUCAUGCCAUCAACAGGUGAUCGUGAUCUUCCCAGCAUGUGCUCUGGCGGUGACCUUGACGGUGAUGACUACGUGGUGAUCUGGGAUCCCGACCUGAUACCUUUAGUGUGGGAUGCGGAACCCUUCAGUUACGAGGCGCCUGAACCCAUCACAAAGGCGAAGAUCACCAACGAGGACAUCAUCAACUUCUUUUGUGAUUAUAUGCAGAACGACUUUCUGGGAAGGAUAGCUCAUGCACAUCUCGCGGCCGCGGACUUCCUCAACGAAGGGAUCAGAAGUAGCCAGUGCCUCGAGCUUGUCAACCUACAUUCCAAGGCCGUUGAUUAUCCGAAAACGGGGGUUCCGGCCGAGAUGCCCCGAGAGCUGGAACGGACCAGAUGGCCGCAUUUUAUGGAGAAGAAGAGAUCGCCACAAUACAGAUCGCACAAGAUUCUGGGCCAAUUGUACGAUGCGGUUGAGAGGGUGGCAUUCGAACCGAACUGGGAAGGAUCAUUCGACCAACGCAUAUUGACGCAUCCUCCUCCUGCGGAGCCGAUCAUGGUUCUGGUACGCGGACUGAAGAAGAGUUACGACGAAAGUAUGCGAAGAAUCAUGGCCCAACAUCAGAUCAGCACCGAAUUCGAAGUGUGGUCUACCUUCGUGCUCCACCACAGCAAAGCCGCCCGGGACUUCAAGUUCCACGAGGAGAUCGGCCAACAUGCGAAGACACUGAAAGAGCAGUAUUACGAAGUCUUUGUGGACGAGGCCGGGGGACGUGAGUUCGAGAACCUUAUGCCCAUGGCUUUGGCAGCGUAUCACAUCACAUAUGAUGAAGUCCUCAAGGCUCAUGAGCAGCGUUAUCACUCUACCGAGACAGGCGAACAUUUGUCCAACCAGGGCAAUGCUAGCCCCUCUGCCGCCUCCAAAUCGGGAGAAAUGCCCUUCAUCAGCUUCCCUUGGAUUCUUCAGGAUGUCCUGGGAAGGAUCGCCAGGAAUACAUUCCUCGAGUACGAUCAGAUGCAGCAAGGCUCCCUCGGGCCCCGACCCUUUGCCACUCUUCCUCAGCAACACGACGAUUUUGCUGCCGCCUUUGAGCCGCACGACAGAGACCGCGGCUAUGGUAACUUCAUGUAUCUCGGAGAACAUCUGCCAGAUCCUUACGUGCCAGCAACAAUCAACAUCAGUGAUGAGAACGUCUUUCCAGGUGAUCUGCUCAUAGAGGAGACGGACGAAGCGACGACCAAAGCCACAGCACCAGAGUUGACAACGGCCUCGACCACCAUCGCGGCCAGAGACUCGACAACGCCAAAGCAAUCUUCCUUGACCAUGCUACUGCCUCCCAGAUCCGUGAGAACUGCUAAGCUCAAACUCUCCGAGGAGCUACCUGCAUCUGAGGAUAGCUCUGUCGUCUCUUCCGCAAUCAACUCAAUGUUCUCCAGCACUGGAAGCGCCUCUGCCACUCCGGACGACAUCUUUCCACCUCAUUCAGCCCUGUCCAAGCCGCAUGUCAAGUCCUCGCUUUUGGUAGACUUGGGCCCUAGCACCUCCAGUGCUUCGCAAGACUUGGAGCGCAACAAGGUCAAGACACAAGCCGCUACAACUCUCGAGUUUGAUGAUCCGGCUUACGCCGCUGAUGGCGCGCUUGUGGCCGGCGAUGACGACGAGGACGACUUCACGUUUUAA
Capronia coronata CBS 617.96 is the source of this 4308-nucleotide messenger RNA. RefSeq lists its product as uncharacterized. The coding region runs from base 1 to 4308 and encodes 1435 amino acids. NCBI's taxonomy places the organism in Eukaryota, Fungi, Ascomycota, Eurotiomycetes, Chaetothyriales, Herpotrichiellaceae. The transcript is spliced from 2 exons. Gene Ontology annotation, molecular function: RNA binding; RNA-directed RNA polymerase activity. Gene Ontology annotation, cellular component: nuclear RNA-directed RNA polymerase complex. Gene Ontology annotation, biological process: siRNA processing. The record is from RefSeq and is a predicted model, not a curated record.